Suillus fuscotomentosus is the source of this 576-nucleotide messenger RNA. RefSeq lists its product as uncharacterized. The record is from RefSeq and is a predicted model, not a curated record. The transcript is spliced from 4 exons. The coding region runs from base 1 to 576 and encodes 191 amino acids. NCBI's taxonomy places the organism in Eukaryota, Fungi, Basidiomycota, Agaricomycetes, Boletales, Suillaceae.
AUGCCCUACAUGUUCGAGGAUCGGACAGGCCGUGUAACUGGCUCUGAUUAUGAUGACAUCUACGACCGCAUGUUCAUACGUGUCGUACCUCAUCCACGCUCUCCUGCCAGAAGCGACAACGUUCUGGCUAUAUACAACAUGGGACGCCGUUCAACUCGACACGGAGAUACGCGGCAUCUGGAGAGACAGCCUUUAGUGGUACUCGAGUUUGCAGAGGGUGCUGCAGGAGGACUAGGAAAUAUCAGUUUUUUCUACCCUCCUGCGCCCAGCAUGACGAUGCCGAUGAACAGAUACCUACGAAAGACAACCUUUUUCGGAGGAUCCCUCUCCAGAAAAUUUCGGGCGAGUGAUGGCCGGGAAUACAGAUGGGAGCACCAAAGUGCAGACGGCCACGAGUGGUCGUGUAUUUCAGAAGAAAAUUACCUUGUCGCUCAUUACGAACUUCGUCAACCACACAUGCCAGCUUAUGGCGUCUCCGGAAACACUCUGACCAUUCACGAAUCAUAUUGUCACCUUUCCAUAGACAUUAUGGCUUCGCUCCUCAUCAUGCGCUACAUUGCAGAGCACAACCUGUAG